AUGGUACAGACACGGCUCAAGCGCAAGCCUUCCAGGCCUUCGGGCCCAUACCCGGUCAAGACGAAGCAACCUCGGACUUCACACCCGGUACCUGAAAACUCUGUACACGGACGUGUGCCUGUUUUAGAUGCAUCCGUUUUGAUUCUGGACGUGUCCGAAAAAGAUACGAACCACCCUAGUCUGGCUUUGGAUGUACUCAAUCGGAGAGAAAAUGUGCUAGGCGAAGGUGCGAAGCUCACUCAUGUAGAGAAAGAGGUACUAGGCGGAAAUGCUGACGUGGUUGAACUAGUAAAAAAAGUCGCCAAGAAAACGGUUCAGAAGCUUCCCGAAAUAUACGAGCAUAUUCUGAUCCCAGAAGUACCUCGCGCAGCCAUCGCGAUGGUCAGGGCUGUAGGCUUCCCUACUCAGCAGGGCUGGUGUUCAAUCAACGACCCGAAUGUGAUCACGUAUGCCGAGCCGCGGCCACACCCCGACGUCAUGAAAGAAAGUUUAGAGGAGUCAUCAGACGCUACCCGAGAAUCAGAUGAAAGUAUACAAUUUCCGGUUGAAGAUGAUAACUCGAACGUAGACCCUUUAGAACAAGUCGAGGGAACGGCAUCUCACAAUGAGAAAAACGAGUCCACCAAGAAUCAUAGUCCACACAUCCAUCGAAUGAAGCAAAGCCCACGAACCACAUCCGUUUUGAACCAUAGGGCUACUAAAAGAAAUGAAAUUAAAACACGGAGGAAAGAGGGCAAGGAAGUGGAAUUCCUGUGGGUUCCUCUGCAUAAAGACUCCGGAUCUCCCGUUCUCGGUAGACCCCAACCUCAGAAAUUGACAAUCCGCUGCCGCAACCAAGCUACGAAUAAGGAAACAGACUUCCACUUCACCAAGAUCAACAGAGACAGAAUCAAUUGGAAGAAUCCGAUCCACAUCAAGCAAAUCGCCCAGUGGCGCCGUCAAAUCUACCGUCGUCGUGGUCUUGCAAACCGCAAGGAGUGCGUAACCUUUCAACCAGAUGAAGAGGCAUUUCUGAUUCUGAUGCAUGAAAAGAUCAAGAUCGCUGCGACAGGCGAUAUCUCGAUUCAGUUUCCUCCAAUCAAGAUGGUAGCUGACGCUUUCAACAAGUUCUUUACCAGUAAGGUCAUCAAGAACAAAAAUGGUGUUAAUACCCCUCCUAGAAUAGCAAGGGAACACACGUCAAUUAGCGCAAAGAUAAAUCGUGGAAAUAAAGAGAUGCAACAGCUUCGUGCAGCUAUCAAGAACAUCUUGGAGGGAACUCUGGGAGAUUGCAUAUACGCACCGGUCAUUACUAUGGAAGAACUGCGACUGUACCGUGAAACGGGCCAGGUUGUUGCGGAUGACCCUGCCGAUCCGGAGAAGAAUUCUGCUUUGCUUCCUGACUCUGAGGAAGAAGAGAUCAUGGAGGGGGAUUAG
Messenger RNA from Lindgomyces ingoldianus, 1416 nucleotides. RefSeq lists its product as uncharacterized. The record is from RefSeq and is a predicted model, not a curated record. Lineage: Eukaryota; Fungi; Ascomycota; Dothideomycetes; Pleosporales; Lindgomycetaceae. The transcript has a single exon. Bases 1 to 1416 code for a protein of 471 amino acids.